AUGGCUGAUGAAGAUGCGACUAUAUCGGGGCUUGAGGCCUGUAUGAGUCAUGUCGAUUUUGCGGACCAGCCACAAAAAUUUCCUAUCGAUAAACUCCCGCAGGCGCUUGUUGACCUUGUGCUAGAACGGACCACAAUACACCAAAGAUUCACAAUCAGCCGUGCUAACCGAAAACUCCGGGAGCGCGUUCGUGAAUUUGGCGUCGUGCCAAAACGCGUGAAAUAUGUUGGUGUGGAACAGCUGGCCUUGGAUGCGAUGGCCAUCACAAUUGAUACGGCUACAGGGGACUCUAUUUGCAUUGGAUGCUGUGAGGAGGGAGCGCUAAUUCAGAAUACACGUACUGAUCGGGAACCUGAUGCAAGCGGAACCGAAGAAACAUUAAAUAACAGCCAAAUGGACCACCUACUCCGAAAAUCUUUUGAUAAAAUGCGCCCAAGAACGGCUGAACUCUGGGAUACAGCCAUCCGCAUCAUCCCCAAACCGCAAGCCCUGAAAUUCGGUCAUAAUCUUAUUAUCCGAUUUAUGGACGCAGAUACAGUUCAGCCAUGCUUGAAACUGGCCGAGACCACGCCACCUCAAAAUCUCUGCCUACGCCCGGCUCUUUUCUGGGCUUCACAAGCUUGCGAUCGACGAUGUUUUGCUGUUGGUGCACAGUUGCAUCAAUAUAAUUAUUUAAAGGAUGUCGACACCGUACAUUUAAUGGGCCUUCACUACCCUCCAUUUUUCACAUGUCUGCCCACAAAAAAUGUUUUCGUCUGGCAAGCAGCAGAUAUUCCUAUUGUGUACAUCUUAAAGGACCUACUAGAGAAGCGAAAAUGGGAAUAUCGUCCGAAGACGAUUGGAUUUUUGGAUGCAAAGCGUAGCGAGAAGACCACCGCUAUUAGAGAUUUAUUAGAUCAAUAUAGAUUGUCGGGCGGUUGUGAGGGCGACUAUGCAAUCUACAAAAUCCCAAUUCAAAGGGGAAAAGCCAGCGUCGUCUUUUGCGAAAAGCACGUUAUCAUCAGUAGAAAAUACGAUGCAGAAAAUGUUAAGGAAGCUAUUCGACGUUUUUAUGAAAUGAAGCCGUUGCUUGCCAAAGAA
Mesorhabditis spiculigera is the source of this 1080-nucleotide messenger RNA. The record is from the annotation of a GenBank genome assembly. Lineage: Eukaryota; Metazoa; Nematoda; Chromadorea; Rhabditida; Rhabditidae.